AUGCCAGAAGCUAGAACCGUACUUGUGGCGCUGAAGGAGUCUGGGACUUCCAGGUUUGUUCAGAAACUACUUUCAGAUCAGUUAGUUCCGUCAGUAGGUAAGGCGAUCGAGAUAGAAGAACGCCAGGAUGAAGAAGAACAUCGAAAAGUCUUUCAUACGCCCAGGCUAGUCUCACAGCGGGCGCAUUUCGCUUAUACAGUGCCAGAGAAACGGCCUCAUUACAAGCCAUUGCUGACCUCAAAAAAGGCGCUGGACGAUUUGCAGCUCGAAAUGAGCCAAGAUUUGGUUGCAAUCCUGACUGGACAAAGAAUCUACUGCGAUGAGUCGGAAGGCAUUUUCCCGUAUAGUAUGGCAUACGCAGGCUUUCAGUUUGGGCAGUUCGCGGGGCAGCUGGGUGACGGCCGCGUAACAAAUCUUUUCGAUCUCCCUGAUAAACACGGGUCGAUGCAGACGCUGCAGCUUAAAGGCUCCGGAUUAACUCCAUUCUCGCGGUUUGCAGAUGGUAAAGCAGUGCUUCGGUCCAGCCUUCGUGAGUUUAUCAUCUCCGAGGCCCUGCAUCAUAUUGGCGUUCCCUCCACCAGAGCUUUGCAACUCACUGCGCUUCCCCAAACCAAGGCUAGGCGCGCCAUGUAUGAGCCAUGUGCUAUGUACUGCCGAUACGCCCCUAGUUGGAUUCGUCUUGGAAAUUUUGACCUUUGCCGCUGGCGCCAAGACCAUGGCAGUUUGGUUAAACUCGCCGACUUCUGUAUCAACGACGUUUUUGAAGGAGGAAAAGAAUUCCCAGCCCACCUUGACCCGGAAAGUUUCAAGCAUGACUUCUUUCCUGAUAAAGAAGACGAAAUAGGCACUGAGCCGAAGGAGCAGGAACGCUUAGAGAGCAAUACUAAGUAUGAGCUGUUCUUCAGACAUGUGGUUAAUCUAAAUGCUGAGUCUGUGGCCUAUUGGCAGACGUAUGGUUUCCUUAAUGGUGUUCUAAAUACUGACAACACUUCAAUUAUGGGCUUGGCGAUGGAUUUUGGACCUUUCAGUAUAAUGGAUAAGUUCCAGCCCCAAUACACGCCUAACCAUGACGAUGUUGAAUCGCGGUAUUCUUAUGCUAACCAACCAACUGCGAUUUGGUGGAAUCUUACAAAAUUUGCCCAGUCGAUGACUACUCUGAUUGGUGCUGGACCCGCGCACGUUGAAAAGAUAGUUGCAGAAGGACUUGCUGCUGUUGAUGAAGCAAUGGAGAAAGACAUAGUGUCGAGAGCAAACUCUGUCAUCGCCUCAGCUAGCAACGAAUACAAGUUCAGGUUCACCGUAAAAUACACUGACUUGAUGGCGAAGAGACUUGGCAUCGAGCUGAACAUUCCAAAGGUUUUCACAAGUGCUAAUUUGGGGUCAAUAGCUGAAAAAGUCCGAGAAUUCAACAAUGCCAUCUUGGAGCCUCUUCUCCAGGUCCUCUAUGUUACUCAGGUUGACUAUAAUAACUUUUUUGUCAAGCUGCAAGGGUACAGCGGGCCUUUCAAAACAGAACGAGGCGGGGGCUUUGAACUCAUUGAACCCGAUCUUCUUGAGGUGUUUUUCUCGAAUGCUCAAAUACAGAAGCUGGAAAAGCAUUUGGCUGGUAGACCUGACUCAGAUUCUGGUGAGACGCGCCAGCUUGUUGAAUGUGCAGAGAAGCUCAACACAUGGAUUGACGACUUUGUUUCCUUGGUACCAUCCGAAAGCAACUCUCGGUCUGAGAUUGCCAAGAAGGUUAACCCGCUUUUCACUCCAAGGGCAUACAUCCUUGAACAAGUUGUUGACGACCUCACUGAAAACCAAAAAGAACGCUUAAAUGAUCCUCAAGCAGAAGUUGAUACCUCCCUUUUGCAAAAGCUGUAUAGCAUGAGCGUUAACCCCUACGACUCUGACAAGUGGGAAGACAACUUGAGACCUGAAGUUGUUCAAGACUGGACCACUCAUGGAGAUGAUGAUGACAAGUUUAUGAAGCAGCUCACCUGUUCUAGUUAA
Molecule: messenger RNA, 1995 nt
Organism: Lachancea thermotolerans CBS 6340
Lineage: Eukaryota; Fungi; Ascomycota; Saccharomycetes; Saccharomycetales; Saccharomycetaceae
Gene: FMP40
Product: Fmp40p
Exons: 1
Coding region: 1-1995 (664 amino acids)
Source: RefSeq, a predicted model, not a curated record